Caenorhabditis briggsae is the source of this 840-nucleotide messenger RNA. RefSeq names its product Protein CBR-SRH-76 (gene Cbr-srh-76). NCBI's taxonomy places the organism in Eukaryota, Metazoa, Nematoda, Chromadorea, Rhabditida, Rhabditidae. The transcript has 2 exons. Bases 1 to 840 code for a protein of 279 amino acids. The record is from RefSeq and is a predicted model, not a curated record.
AUGACCCCAAUCAGUUGGCUUCCAACUGCAUCUUCUUCUAUGUUGGGUCUUUUUUCAUUAGCUGGAGUUCCUCAUACCGUACAAUUUUAUGCCGCCGGAAUGGUUGGAUGUUUAUCCAUGUCCGCGAUGAUAUCUCUUUUCGAAAACCGACAUAACGUCAUUCAGAACAACAGAUUCAGAAUUUCAAAACAGCCGAUUCGAUUUUUGAUAGUCGGAAUCAACUAUCUAUUCGCUGUUGUUUAUCCCAUUCCGUUUCUUUUCGGAUUACCAGACCAAGACUCUGCCAAGCUAUCGAUUCUUCAAACUAUCGCUUGUCCAUCUGAAGAAUUCUUUCAACUUCCAGUUUUUACAAUAUCCAUCAAUCCAGAAUUCAAAACAUAUGCUGCUAUAUCAAUGUUCAUUUGCACUGUUUUCAUGAUGUUUCAGCUCAAGUUCUACGCUUCUACCUGUAUUUAUUAUCUUGUACUCUCGAAAUCUAAAAACUCUUCUAAAGUGACAAUUGAUCGACAAAGAAAGUUUUUCUACGGAAUUCUCAUUCAAAUCAGUAUUCCUUAUCUGUUUAUGUUGCCAGCAAUUGGCUACACUUGCUAUUCAAUAUUCAGAAACUACUAUAAUCAAGGUAAAUCUGAAUCAUGUGAUGAUGCUGCAAAAUUUACUUCAGACUUGAACAAUUUUUUCAUUUUGUUUGCCAAUUUCUAUGGAACUGUUGCCACGUUUGCUCUACUUUUCAGUCAUACUCCAUAUCGAGAUUUCUUUCGGAAAGUUAUCUGUUGGGAGAAAACAAAACCGAUUGGCAAAAUAUCAACCAGUGGAAAUAGACCAAGUGCUUUUAUAAAGUAA